AUGGAAGAUGCUCAAGAUUUAGUAGAGAAGCUUGCAUCCGCAUUUCAAUUGCGUGAUCUUGGUCUUCCUAAAUUCUUUCUUGGCAUUGAAGUGGCGAGAUCAACUGAAGGAAUCACUAUUAACCAGAGGAAGUAUGUGUUAGAUAUGUUGGAGGCUUCGGGUUUCUCUGAUUGUAAACCAUCGUCUAUACCCAUGGAGCCGAAUCAGAAGUUAUCUAAGGAGGAGGGGAUUGUUCUGGAAGACAAAAAACAAUAUCGGAAGUUGAUAGGUAAACUCCAAUACCUAACUAUCACGAGACCUGAUAUCACUUUUGCGGUAUCCAAGCUUUCUCAAUUUGCAUCUGAACCUCGUGACAUUCAUCUUAAGGCGCUUCACAAAGUCUUACGAUAUUUGAAAGGUUCUAUUGGUCAAGGUUUGUUUUACGGUACAGAUCAUAACUUUGAUUUGAGAGCCUUUUCAGAUUCUGAUUGGGGAGCGUGUACUGAUGAUAGAAGAUCAGUCACAGGGUAUGCCAUGUUUCUUGGAGAAUCACUAGUGUCUUGGAGAUCGAAGAAACAUGACACUGUUUCAUUGAGUUCUGCAGAAGCUGAGUUUCGUGUGAUGUGUGUGGCUAGUAAGGAGAUUCUUUGGCUCACACAUGUUUUGAAGUAUUUGCGAGUUCCUUUCUCUCUUCCAGCUUAUCUCUAUGGUGAUAACACAGCGGCACUUCACAUCGCCAGCAACUUUGUAUUUCACGAGAGAACCAAACAUGUUGAGUUUGAUUGUUAUAAGGUUCGAGAGUGUCUUGUGAAGGUUGCCGUCUCCUCUCUUUGGGUAUUUUGCAUUAAGUCGGUGUUAUUAUUCUUGAAGGAACUCGAUGCAGCUGUUCUACCACCAGACCAGCCGUUAAAUGAAUUAACAUCAUCAAGUUGUGCUGACAGUAACACAUUGAGUGUUAAGGAACUCGGUGCUUCUCUACCGCCACCACCGCCGCCACCGCCGCCUCCGCCCUACAAGCCGUCAGCACAAGGUUUUGUUGACUUUUAUCCACCACCAUCUCAAGAUCCUCUCACUGUUUGGGGAGCUCCUCCCCCCGGCCGCAGCAGUUGGAGUCCAGUGGCCAUAAAAUUGCCUUCUACUUCUAUUCUUCUACCGGAACCCAAACCGGGCAAGCGGUCGUUAUAUAUACAGUCACCAACUCCAUCUAACUUGGAAUAUCGAAGAACCUUUCAUCCUCCGUACACUCCGAGUCCAACUUAUAGUCCCACUGCCCCUGGCGGUUACAGUUACUCUCAAUCUCAGGAUGCUAUGCACGCCAAGCCACUGCUCUUUGCUAAAAUCGCACUCCAUUGCUACAAUCUCGAAAAGGGGACACACUUCGAACGUUUGGGUCUGCCUCGAGAUUAUGACCAGACCUUAGAGGCAAGGGAUCCAGCACGCAAUUACACUUGCAGGUUUGAAACAAGUGUUCGGCUUGCCACUGAGAAUAAAGAUUGCUUCCAUGUUGUCACAACCCGCUGCAGGCCCUUGCCCCCACCUCCUCCUCCAGGGGAAGAUGGAUUCCAAUGUGGAUUUGACACACUCUCAGUGGAUGAGCUUUUCAAAGGCAACAUGCCCGAUUGGUUGCCUGAUGACUAUGCCACUAGUACGCAGCUGCUCCUGCAAUACUACGAGAUGAAAGAAUCAGAGGUGGAACAAGCCAAAGAAUGGCUUCAUCUUUACGCUGAACUAGCCUUGUACACCAAGAAGCAGACGGACCCGUUCAUGUUUGAGCGUUCAAAGCCCCUGACCAGAGGAGUUGUCGACUCUCUGGAAAAGGUCGAGCUGUUGGAUAAUGCAGUCUUUUUCAUAACCUUCAAAACAAGUUGCGGUGGUGUGUGGAAAGGUAUCAUCAGGAGGACAAGGGAUGGGAUUCCAGAGCAUCUAUCCCUUGAAGCCAAGUGCUUCAUGUGAUGUGAAGAGUCAGUCUCUGAGGUUGACUAUGAGAGAGAGAGUAAUUUAAAAAAAAAACGGUCUGUAGUUCUAUCUACGCUAUCAAGUAUCUUUUAAGUUGAUUGUGCAAUCGUAAUGUUUGUCUUUUAAACUGAGUCUCUGAGGUUGAUUAUGUGAGUAAUUAAAAACGGUCCGAGUAAACGUUUGUAGUUCUUCUA
Brassica napus (rape) is the source of this 2129-nucleotide messenger RNA. RefSeq lists its product as uncharacterized. The transcript has 8 exons. NCBI's taxonomy places the organism in Eukaryota, Viridiplantae, Streptophyta, Magnoliopsida, Brassicales, Brassicaceae. Bases 1 to 1932 code for a protein of 643 amino acids. The record is from RefSeq and is a predicted model, not a curated record.